Messenger RNA from Fusarium sp. VM40, 978 nucleotides. NCBI's taxonomy places the organism in Eukaryota, Fungi, Ascomycota, Sordariomycetes, Hypocreales, Nectriaceae. The record is from the annotation of a GenBank genome assembly.
AUGCCCCAUAAAUCCAGCAUGAUAUUCAUUGUCAGUACUUCGAAAGAUGGACCUGAUCCUAUCACGCGUAGGGUAAUUCGUAGCCAUGCUAUGCUUGGCAGAAAUACGCGUGCUGACAGACGGAGACGAGCAUGGGAGAGGGGUAAUAAUACCGCCACAUCGACGGAUCUUCCUAGUUCAGACAGCCCGAGUUCAUCAUCAAGGCUUGAUCUUGGAAGAUCGUCAGAAGUGGAUACAUCCUCUUUUGAAGAGACGUAUAUGGAUGAGCGACAUGGUUCGGCAUUAUCUAUCCAGGGCAAAAUUGCCCCAGAACUUUCACUCGCCCGUUACGACUUUGAGAUGAAGCCUUACAUGAUCAGACUUCUGCAGCAAGCAUUGACAACUUCCAAACCAUGCACUUACGCUGUUGACUUGAAGCUUGUCCAAGAGUCCGAAGCACAGCUAUUUACCUUGACUGACAUCAUCACCCAUAAAGCGGCAAUACAUUCUAUAUUGUACACUGCACAAGCCUUCGAAGAACUCUGUCUCCAGGUUCCCAUUAGCAACCUAACGCGAUUUCAUCUUGGAAUGACACUUUAUCAUCUGCAACAAACCCUCAAUGAAGUGCACAACGCUACAGCUAUGGCUGUAAUCGCUGUCAUUGUCAACCUUGCUUCAGCCGCAUCUUUCGUUGGAGAUGUAGAAGCCACAGUGAAACAUUUAGAAGGGCUGAGCCAGAUCUUCAAGAUGCGUGGAGGGAUAACGCGCGUUGAGGCUGCAACUAUGACCGAGCUCAAAGCACUACGAAUAGAUAUAUGCAUGUCUAUGGUAACCGGUCGAAGCCCCAGGCUUCUCAAUGAGCAGACCUUUCAAGGACUGCAAGCUGCCACCAGCUGUCUCUUCAAAGCCGACCCAAGAAAUAUAGAUAUGCUACCACCUAUCGACAGCAAGCUUGCUCUGCAACGAAAACAGCAGUUCCUACAGAUCUCUUCUUACUAG